Messenger RNA from Saprolegnia parasitica CBS 223.65, 2610 nucleotides. RefSeq names its product AGC protein kinase. NCBI's taxonomy places the organism in Eukaryota, Oomycota, Saprolegniomycetes, Saprolegniales, Saprolegniaceae. Bases 1 to 2610 code for a protein of 869 amino acids. Gene Ontology annotation, biological process: protein phosphorylation. The transcript is spliced from 8 exons. Gene Ontology annotation, molecular function: ATP binding; protein kinase activity; cation binding. The record is from RefSeq and is a predicted model, not a curated record.
AUGGGGUGCGGCUCGUCGCUCGGUAUUGGCUCCAAGGUCGCGGACCGGAACCCGCAAGAGCAAGCCAACAACGACAACUCGCCGCUCACGCCCGAGGAGAUCCGGUCGCGCAUCGUGUGCUCGGAAAAGUCGACGCGGCUUCAGCUCACACCGUCUCUCUCGAUCGAGUACGCCUUUGUGUCCCAGCGCGGCUACUACCCCGACGCGAUUGACAAGCCCAACCAAGACAGCUUCACUAUCAUCCCGAGCUUCGCGGGGGACCCGAGCAAGAUCUUCUUUGGCAUCUUUGACGGACAUGGCGCGACCGGCGACCUCUGCUCGAUCUUUGCCAAGAAGGAGGUCCCCGAGCGCUUGAUUAAGCUCAUGGCGAAAGGCACGCCGGGCAAUUUCGCCGAAAUUUACUCGGCUGCAUUCACCGACACCAACGCCAAGUUGCACACUUCGCGCAUCGACGACAGUCUCAGCGGCACGACGGCCAUCACGUGCUAUAUGGACGGCGACAUCAUCCACGUGGCCAACGUCGGCGACUCGCGCGCUGUGAUUGCUCGCAACGACCAGCCACGUAUUGUUGCCUCGCCGUUGUCGGUCGAUCAGACGCCGUACCGCACGGACGAGCGCGAGCGCGUUAAGCGGUAUGGCGCCCGUGUCUUGACAAUGGAUCAGCUAGAAGGCAUUGCGCCGAUCCACGAGAACUGGGCGACCGCUAUCAACGAAGAAGUGGACGAAGACGGCGACCCGCCCCGCGUGUGGUCGCCCACGGGCAACUUUCCGGGCACAGCGUUCACGCGCUCGAUUGGCGAUGAGAUUGCCGAGAGCCUCGGUGUCUUUGCGACGCCCGAGAUCGCGUCGCUUCAGCUCACGCCGUCGGACCGGUACAUCGUCAUUGCGAGCGACGGCGUCUUUGAGUUUCUGACCAACCAAGCCGUGGUCGACAUUAUCAAGGCGUACUCGGACCCGUUGGAGGCGUGCGAGAAGGUCGUGACCGAGUCGUACCGCCUCUGGUUGCACUACGAGCUCCGAACCGAUGACAUUACAAUCGUGUGCAUCUACUUGGACCACACGGCGUCGAGCCACGACACGGAGGCCAACAAGGAGCGGCUCCAGAGCCAAAAGAACAACGAUCUCAUUACGACCAACAUGCUCAACGACCGUGUCGCCGAGUUGCGCCCGGUGCGGCGCGGUAUGUCCAAGCAGAAGCGGCGCGACCAAAUGAAGAAGGACAUGGCCAAGAUGGUGACCGAAGAAGAUCUCAACUACAAGAUGAACGACCACGUGAUUCUCAAAUCCAAGCAAGAAAUGGACAAGAUCCAAGAGAUCACGCAGACCAAUUGGCUCUUCAAGCAGCUCACGGCGCAGCAGCGCAACGACGUCUACAAGGUCAUGGUCAAGGUCACGGUCAACGAAAACGAUGUGGUCAUUCGCCAAGGCGACCCGGGCGACCGCUUCUAUUGCGUCCAAAGCGGCGACUACCAAAUUCUCGGGCCGCUCCAAAAGAUCAUUGACAACGACCGUGCGCAGCGCGAGGCCAAGCACAACUUUCAAAUCGCCGUGAGCAACCUCCGCGAGCACAGCCCCGAGGCGAGCUCGGUCAAGAACGACGUGGCGCGUGGUCAGCUCAGCUUCAAGUGCGUCGCACAGACAAGCGAGGUCGGCACCCUCACGACGUUUGAAACGACGAGCAAAGUCCGGCUCACGGUCCGCGUCGUCUCCAAGCGACAGACCAAGGCCAACAACAAGAUCGAAGAGGUCAUGCGCGAAGCCGCGAUUCACAAGAGUAUGAAGCGACCCAUCUCGGUCGCGACGGUCCCCGUGUGCAUGGGCACGUGGACCGACGCCAACGGCCUCUACAUGGCGUUCAACUCCAACAUGGUGUGCGACAUUGCCGGGUUGAUGCUCGACGCCGAAACCAAAUUCUCGGAAGACGUCGUGCGACAGUACGCGGCGCAGCUGCUCAUUGGUCUUGAGACGCUGCACGAUGUCGGGAUUGUGUACCGCAACAUGAACCCGGAAAACAUCAUGCUCGACGACAACGGCUACGUCCAGCUGCACGACUUUCGGUACGCCACGAUAUGGAUUUGUCUUAUUGACGAUCUGCGCACGUACACGCUGUGCGGCACGGCCGAGUACACGGCGCCUGAGAUGGUGUCGGCGCAAGGCCAUAGCUUUGGCGUCGACAUUUGGGGCCUUGGCAUUCUCAUCUACGAGAUGCUCUACGGCAUCACACCGUUUGCGUGCGACGACUUGGAGAACGACAAGGACGUCGUGCUCGCUGUCUACUCGAAAAUCUCACGCUACGACCGCAAGGACCUUGAAUUCCCGGGCACGGAAGAUCGCUCGAAAGAGGUGACGGACCUCCUCUUUCAGAUUCUCAACCAGAGCCCGUACGAGCGCAUUGGGUGCCAAGGUACUAUCGACAUCAGCACGGGCGGGUCCGUCAUCCGGAGCCACCCGUGGUUUGCGUCGGUCGACUGGGUGCACGUCGCGGCCGGCGUCCAGAACGCGCCGCACGUCCAGCAGAUCCGCCAAAAAGCAGCGCAGGUGUUUGAUGCUGCCGCGCCGCUCGUGCUCGAACCGUACAACGGCGCGUCGUCUUGGUUUGACGGCUUUUAA